Messenger RNA from Brachypodium distachyon (stiff brome), 1509 nucleotides. Its product is annotated as delta(3,5)-Delta(2,4)-dienoyl-CoA isomerase, peroxisomal. The transcript has 2 exons. The coding region runs from base 208 to 1083 and encodes 291 amino acids. Lineage: Eukaryota; Viridiplantae; Streptophyta; Magnoliopsida; Poales; Poaceae. The record is from RefSeq and is a predicted model, not a curated record. Gene Ontology annotation, molecular function: delta(3,5)-delta(2,4)-dienoyl-CoA isomerase activity. Gene Ontology annotation, cellular component: peroxisome.
CUUCUUGGUGCUAAUGAGCCGCAUAUCUCGUUGUAUCCGCACAAGAAGAACAUGGGAGGAACCACCGAUGCGGAGGAGACGGCAAGUAUAUAUCUGGUGGAUUCAUAUUCCUAGCAGUCUAGCACUGAUACUAGAAGGCAGCAGAGCAAAGCAACUACCUCACGUUGAGCCGGUGAGCGAUCCCAGCACGCCACGAGGGGGAUUCAGAUGGCAGGCGGGGGAUCGCCGUCGGACGCGGAGGCGGAGCUCCGGCAGGGCUUCAAGACGCUUGCCGUGACGCGGCCGGACCCCUCGGCGGCGGUCUACGAGGUGCGCCUCAACCGCCCGGCCCAGCGGAACGCGCUCAGCCCGGACUCCUUCGCGGAGAUCCCGCGCGCCAUGGCGCUCCUCGACCGCCUCCCCGCGGCGCGCGCCGUCGUGCUCUCCGCCUCGGGCCCCCACUUCUGCGCGGGCAUCGAGCUCGGCGGGCCCGGGAACCCGCUCACCGCCUCCUUCUCCCGCGGCGCCGACCCCGUGGCCGCCGCCGAGGGGCUCCGCCGCGCGAUCCUGGAUAUGCAGGCGGCGAUGACCGCCGUCGAGCUGUGCCGGAAGCCCGUCAUCGCCGCGGUGCACGGCGCCUGCGUCGGCGGCGGCGUCGACCUCGUAGCCGCCUGCGACGUGCGCUACUGCUCCAAGGACGCCACGUUCGUGCUCAAGGAGGUGGACAUGGCCAUCGUCGCCGACCUCGGCGCGCUGCAGCGGCUGCCGCGGAUCGUCGGCUACGGGAACGCCGCGGAGCUCGCGCUCACGGGCCGCAGGAUCACCGCCGUGGAGGCCAAGGAGAUGGGCCUCGUCAGCAGGGUGUUUGAUUCCAAACAAGAGAUGGAUGCCGCUGUUGCAAAGAUCGCAAAAGAUAUAUCUGAGAAGUCGGCAUGGGCAGUGAUGGGAACAAAGGCUGUACUGCUGAGAAGCAGGGAUAUAACAAUAGAGCAGGGCCUGGAGCAUGUAGCGACCUGGAACGCCGGGAUGAUGAGAUCUAGCGACCUGAUGGAGGCCAUUAAAGCUUUCCUGGAGAAGCGUAAGCCGGUGUUCUCCAAGCUGUAAUGAUCAAAUAUACCAAUGCUUCACAACCGAAAUCCUAGCCACUUGAGAAUAUCAGAAUAAAGUGAGGUGAUAGAAUGUAGAUAAUACAAUCUAUGAAUUGGCAAAACAAGAGUUCUUGCCAAUAGUGCUUACAUUUGCUGGGAACUGAGUUGAACUGGGAGAUAUUUCCAUUAUGACUUCAAAUACUACCUCCGAACAACAAAGGAUGUCUCAACUUUGAUUAAGUUUGAAUGUAUCUAUACACUAAGUCAUGUUUAGAUACAUUCAAAUUUUGACAAACUUGAGACAUAUUUUGUUGGACGGAGGGAGUAAUUCUCUGCUAUAGUUACUUGUUGUAUGUAUAUCAUAGAUGAUUUUCUGAGAUUUCUCAUCACUGAUGCACUUAUUGGUGAGUUAUGGUGUGAUGCCUACCUGCCAGUCAUUGAA